This is a messenger RNA of Aspergillus lentulus, 873 nucleotides long. RefSeq lists its product as uncharacterized. The record is from RefSeq and is a predicted model, not a curated record. Gene Ontology annotation, molecular function: aldehyde-lyase activity. Gene Ontology annotation, cellular component: cytoplasm. Lineage: Eukaryota; Fungi; Ascomycota; Eurotiomycetes; Eurotiales; Aspergillaceae.
AUGGAAGACUACCGUGCGGCGUCGCUCUUUCAACCUUCCAACUUGGCAAAGGCCCUGGAGGACACUAUGAACCCGUCCUCGGGGAGACCACAUUUAUUAGGCACCAUUGUCUCUAUCCCACACACCAUCUCAGCGCGCACCCUGGCAGUCCUGGGUUAUGACUUUGUCAUGAUUGAUACACAACACACACCCAUUGAAGCUGAAAACCUUGUUCGCCUAAUCCAAACUGUUAGCCUGGCUAGCGAGGGAAGGACCAUCCCGAUCUGUCGAGUGCCGUCUGCUCAAUCGCAUCUACUAACAUAUGCUCUUGACGCGGGAGCCGGGGGCAUAAUCUUCCCACACAUUGAUACACCUGAGCAAGCCGCCGAAGCCGUCAGCAAGUGCCGUUAUGCAUACUCAGACGGUGACCGGUCACUGGCUCCCGCAGUGCUAGUUCCUGGAGUUACAGAUGUGGCACCGCCAGGGUCCUCCCAUGAGCGCGUAGCGGACAAGAACAUCGCAGUAAUCAUUCAGAUCGAGAGUCCGCUUGCCCUUGAUAAUGCCGACGCCAUAGCUGCAGUCCCCGGUGUCAACGGCCUAAUGCUAGGGGCUGGCGACCUCCGGGUUGCCUUACGCUGCCCUCCGCGCCAGGUGGGCGACCCCGAAGACCCGAAGAUAUUGGACGCAAUAGAUCGAUUGGUGAAGGUGUCGAGACGGCACCAGAAGCCCUUGGCUGUUGUCACAUGCAAGGUGUCUGGGACAUCGAGGACUUGGCUUAAAGACUUUCAGCUAUUGAUGCUAACAUCGGAUUACUUGAGCGUGGUGAAGGGGCAUAAGGAGGAUUUAGCUCGUAUGAUCGAGACACUGGCGGAGGUACAAGAGUUAAAAAACUGA